Diaporthe citri is the source of this 1425-nucleotide messenger RNA. RefSeq lists its product as uncharacterized. NCBI's taxonomy places the organism in Eukaryota, Fungi, Ascomycota, Sordariomycetes, Diaporthales, Diaporthaceae. The coding region runs from base 1 to 1425 and encodes 474 amino acids. The record is from RefSeq and is a predicted model, not a curated record. The transcript is spliced from 8 exons.
AUGGACGAGAAAAUUGAAUUGGCAUGGCCAUUGCAGCCGAGUCCAACAGGACUCACAUAUGAUUUAGACGUUCGAAAAGGUCUUCUUGAGAACCAAAGGGACCUCUUCGUGAGCAACGGGCCUGUCGAGGUCCAUGUUGCCUGGGUGGACAGAGAAGGCAAGACCAGCGUCGACCUGCUUAAGACCGAGUCCGAUGUACGAGAAUGUGCUCGGUCGCCGGGAAGACACAGGAGAUAUAGGACCGACUCCUCGAGUGUGGACGAAGAGUGCGAGUCGGCCAGAGGUGUUGGAGUCAGGGCAUCAUAUUUCCUCGUCAAUCCAGCGUUCACCCGGAGUGAGCUGCCAGUCACGCUGCGUGGGACGGUCGAUUUGCUUGCGGGACUGGGUGCAUUUUCUGAACUUUACCGAAAUUUGACAGCCUUUGGACGGAAGUCUUUUUCCAAGGACGAAGGAUUUGGAGGCUAUGACUGGGCUGAGAGCGUUGCAGAAGAUGGGCGUCUUUCUGGCUUCGAAUCAUGCUACCUGCUAAAGUACGUCCAGAAGCGAGGACGAGCGAGGCCAGGAGCCAAUCCCUGGUCGAUCAGCCAGUCACUCGUGUACCAGAAGGUCUCCUUUGACGCCGAACGAACUGAUCACAUCUUGGUCAAGCCCUCUGAAGCUCUGACGAGUCGCCUUAACCAUUCUUUUACGCAAGAGCCUGCAGUGGCUGCCAGCAUCGCCAGCGACUGGACGCGGAUCCACACCAUGGCCUUUGGCAGCGUAGACGAGCCUUUUCGUGACUGCUUCAAUUUCAUUGACGAGAAAGUCUCCGAGAUAUUUGGCCGGGUGAUGAUGUCUGGUGUGGAGCCGGGAAAGCUCCGGGAGUUUGACACACUGGAGAGCUCGUCCAGGGACAUGAAGUCUCUGCAGGCUUUCGUUGAUAUGGCACUUCGUGCGAAGCAUAGCAUUGACGUUAAUCUGGAGACGCUUGACGCAAUGACCCAAGUAAUGAAUGAACUCCGAGGCCGGCAUCCAUCAACCAAUCCGACGCAGAUGGACUCGCUCCUCCGGUCACUGAAAAAAAUGCGGCAACAGCACCGACUGAGCAUCAAGAACUUUGCGUCACUGAUCGAGAGGGCAAAGUCACUCUCAGAGCAGCUCCGAAAUACCAUCUCGAUUCGCGACAGUGCGGCUACGAUCGAGCUCACUGUGAGAUCGGGGUACGAGGCCCACGUGGUCAAGGUUCUAACGGAUUUCCUUCAGAUGGGCUAUGUUAGCAAAGCACAGUCUGCCGGCUUCAAGCUCAGUGCAACAGAUGACUUACAGAUCUAUGCUGUCCUGGCUAUCCCUCUGAUAGUAACGACCAUGCUUGUCUACGUUGGUGUCGAGUUGUACCAGCAUAGGUCAUGGAAGAGAUCGAUAGGGACUCGGGUUUCGGUCGUCUAA